CUGAGGCGCAGGGAAGCCUCCCCCCUGUGCAACCUCAGCGCCGGGCGCUGGCUCUCCAGCUGUUUGUAGGCCUGGGGGUAAGGGUCCGCGGAAGGUAGAGCCGGCAGCGGCCCCGGCCGCUCGCCCGCCGGCUCCCGCUACCCCCGCGCUCCCGCUGGGGCCGACCCCGGUGCGGCUGCCCGCGCUUCUGACUGACAGGCAGCGUUCCCCACAACCCGCACUGCCCGCCACGUCCCCGUCUCGCUGACGGCACUGCGUGGCUGGUGACCUUUCCGAGCCCAGUACCAUGACGGUUCCCUGCGCCCAGCUGGCGCGGCUUCCUGGGCGCCUCCGGCUGCGGCUCGUGCCGUCCCCGCCGCUGCCACCGUGGCUGUGGCUGCUGCUGCUGGCGGCCGUGGGGCCGGCGCGCGGCUGGGAGAGCGGAGACCUGGAGUUGUUUGACUUGGUGGAGGAGGUGCAGCUCAACUUCUACCAGUUCCUCGGGGUGCAGCAGGAUGCUUCAUCUGCAGACAUCAGAAAAGCAUAUCGUAAGCUUUCACUAACUUUACAUCCAGACAAGAAUAAAGAUGAAAAUGCAGAAACUCAGUUUAGACAAUUGGUGGCCAUUUAUGAAGUUUUAAAGGAUGGUGAACGAAGGCAGAGGUAUGAUGAUAUUCUGAUCAAUGGACUUCCAGAUUGGCGACAGCCUGUAUUCUACUACAGGCGGGUGAGAAAAAUGAGCAAUGCUGAGCUGGCAUUACUCUUGUUCAUUAUUCUCACAGUGGGUCAUUAUGCUGUGGUUUGGUCAAUCUACCUGGAAAAACAGCUGGAUGAACUGCUUAGUAGAAAAAAGAGAGAAAAGAAAAAAAAGACAGGAGGCAAGAGUGUGGAUGUAUCAAAACUUGGUCCUUCAGAAAAAAAUGAAAGAUUGCUGAUGAAACCACAAUGGCAUGAUUUGCUUCCAUGCAAGCUGGGAAUUUGGUUUUGCCUUACCCUAAAAGCAUUGCCUCAUCUAAUCCAGGAUGCUGGGCAGUUUUAUGCUAAAUAUAAAGAAACAAGAUUGAAGGAAAAGGAAGAUGCAUUAACUAGAACUGAACUUGAAACACUUCAAAAACAGAAGAAAAUUAAAGUUAAAAAACCAAAACCUGAAUUUCCCACAUACGUGCCUUUAGAAAGUACAUAUAUUCAGUCUUAUGAUCAUGGAACUUCUAUAGAAGAAAUUGAGGAACAAAUGGAUGCUUGGCUGGAAAACAGGAGCAGAACACAAAAAAAACAGGCACCUGAAUGGACAGAAGACGACCUCAGCCAGCUGACAAGAAGUAUGGUUAAGUUCCCAGGAGGGACCCCAGGUCGAUGGGAAAAGAUUGCCCAUGAAUUGGGUCGAUCUGUGACAGAUGUGACAACCAAAGUCAAGCAACUGAAGGAUUCAGUUACCUGUUCCCCAGGAAUGGUUAGACUUUCUGAACUCAAAUCAGCAUUUCGGAAUUCCCAGCCCAUCGGGACAGCCGUGGCCUUGCCAGAUGAGCUCAUCACCCAGCGAGAAGAUGCAGUGGCUGCGGUGGAGGAGGACAAGCAGGAAGAGGACACGGGUGAGCAGGAGGCCGUGGGCACAGAAGCCCAGCCUCGGAGGCGGAAGCCGGCCAGGCUGCUUGAGGCGGGAACGAAGGUGGAGACAGAGGAAAAGUUCCGAGGAAGGAGGCAGAAGGACUUUGAUAUAUCCGAACAGAAUGAAUCCAGCGAUGAGGAGAACCAGAAAAAAGAGAGAACACGCACUGCAGAGGAGCCAUGGACUCAAAAUCAGCAGAAACUUCUGGAACUGGCAUUACAGCAGUACCCAAGGGGAUCUUCUGACCGCUGGGACAAAAUAGCCAGAUGUGUCCCAUCUAAGAGUAAGGAAGACUGUAUUGCUAGGUACAAGUUGCUGGUUGAAUUGGUCCAAAAGAAAAAACAAGCUAAAAGCUGAAUAUUCUGGAAGAUGAUGUUCACCUACAUUUUCCAAAAUGCGUAUUUUAAAAAUCUUAUGCAGAAAUUUGCAUUUUGUACCUCAGUAUUUCUAUACGUCAUGUGCCUUAGUAAAAAUAAAUAAAUAAAUAAAUAAAAAAUGCUAUGCUAUAUUGUUUAAAUAAAUAGUGUAUGUGGGGGAGGAUUUUGGUAUUUUGCAGAUUAUUUUAUAUCUAAUCACUGCAAAGUUUACUUUCUUGGAGAACAAAUGAAUAGUACUUUCUAA
Molecule: messenger RNA, 2206 nt
Organism: Cynocephalus volans (Philippine flying lemur)
Lineage: Eukaryota; Metazoa; Chordata; Mammalia; Dermoptera; Cynocephalidae
Gene: DNAJC1
Product: DnaJ heat shock protein family (Hsp40) member C1
Exons: 12
Coding region: 287-1942 (551 amino acids)
Cellular component (GO): endomembrane system
Source: RefSeq, a predicted model, not a curated record